This is a messenger RNA of Saccharomyces mikatae IFO 1815, 2637 nucleotides long. It is a transcript of the gene FIR1, whose product is annotated as Fir1p. NCBI's taxonomy places the organism in Eukaryota, Fungi, Ascomycota, Saccharomycetes, Saccharomycetales, Saccharomycetaceae. Bases 1 to 2637 code for a protein of 878 amino acids. The record is from RefSeq and is a predicted model, not a curated record. The transcript has a single exon.
AUGAAUCUGCCUGUUACACCAGUCAAGGGCAAAGUAUGCAGUGCAUUAUCGACAGAACAUGAGAUGAAUCAUGAUCAAUACCAGGAUAUGUCGUACCCACGACAGAACGACUUCGCUGCUAAUCAAACUAAUAAUAUGAAACCUGUUACUAUACCGCGGCAGAACCGGGGCAAGAACAAGAAACUGCAUGAACACACACAAUCGCAGGUACGAUUUUCCAUUCCAGAUCCAAAUGAGUUAUCACAGAACUCGCCAUUGAGGAUUGUUUUUCCCAAUAGUGGAAGCGAGCUCGAAAGAAAAAUGUCUACUUCAUCACUACUUAUGAACUGUCACGGUCAUUUAGUUGAUAUGCACUCCAAAAUACUAGUCGAUGUCCCAGAAGAGGUUUGGAAAUUUCAUCAUGAUAGAAGGAUGAAAAGUGAAGGCAAGCAUCGCAGAACCCGUUCUGAUGUCAAGUCCAGCGCAAAUAGAAAUGAUAAAUCAUUGAAUCAUUCCAGAUCAAAAUCUUUACAGUCCAUCAUAGUGGAUACAAUGAAUACAUACCGUGCAGCCGAUGUUGAUACUACUUCCAACGAAAAUACUAGUAAUGUUAGUCAAGUAUCUCCGUUAAACUUAUCAUUUGAAAGACCUCCUCCUUUAACACCAGAAAGGAAUCUAUAUCUUACGCCCGAAUCUCCAUUGAAUAGAUAUCCUUUACCCGUACCCUUGGAGAUAACUCUACCGCCCUACUUAUCUCCACAAAACAAGCAUAAACAAAGAAACAGCUUAGUCUAUGACGGAGAUGGCUACAGUAAAUUUCAAGAAAAUAACGCCUCGUCCUCCACCGAAUCUUCUCUAGAACAACCCUCAUCCUCGUAUUCAGAUGAAGAAAAUUCUAUCCCAUACGCCCAUCAUGAUGUGUCUUUCGAGUUAAACAAUGCUGACCCCGAUAAGUUUCUCGGAAUUGAUGAAAACGCCAAUGUCAAUCUAAAAGUACAAAGAAGAAAUCUCAAAAGUCCACAACAUAUUCAGAAAAAAAGAAACAGCGGUUAUGAAGAGGAAGACCUUGAAAAAAAUGUAUCCUUGAAAAUUCUAUCGACGCCGAAUAAACUAAUAGACAUUCCUGACUUAGAACAUAUGACUUCUCCGCCAAGUACAGGUUAUAAUGGUACUUUGAAAUUUUUCCAACAAUUUGAAUCUCAGGAAGAACCAGUGUCUCCAGUCUGCAAUUUGAACCCUAAAGCACAAGAUACACUCGAUAUGUCAUUCAAAUUUCCCUCCACUUUCACUGAUAACAAUGUUAGUGAAGCGCGGGUCAACGGAAAUCUUAAAAACUCGAAUAAUGAAGAUUUUCUGAAAGUUGAUACCUCGCCUGUGAAUCUGUCAUUUGAAUCAAGAAGGCAGAUGUUAAUGGAUUUGCAAAAAUCUCCAACAAAUAAUAAUCCAAAAUUACAUAAGCAUAGGAGAAGUAGGAGUGUUCAUAAUAUUGACGACACUUUUUUGAAUUUCGAGGCAACCUCUACACCGCCAGCUCCGGCUUCUGCUCCAACACUUCCUGUUAAAUAUUCUAAUCCAUGCACUUCCCCUGAAAUACCUAAAAGAUCACCUCUACGAUUUACAUCAUCUCCGAAGACAUCAGACAUGUCACCAGACGUUCGGUCAUCUGACAAUGGGUCAUUUGGGCAAGAAUUCUCAGUACCUUCGAUUCAGAUUAUAGCAGAUGAGAGCACUUCUCAUUCAAUCGAUCCUUCACUUACUGAAUAUUCUAAUAAUGAACAUGAUGAAGAAGCUUCUUUUGUCGAAGUGGAUGCUGAUCAAUCUAUCGCCAUUAUAGAUGGAACGAAAAAAAAUUUAUCGGUAGAGGCGUUCAAACCACUGUCUUCAUUCAAUUCAUUCGGUCAACAAAUUCAAAAUAAGAGAUUAUCUCCUUUAAGCCAGGCUUCUACGGACUUAAUUGGCAAACAAACAACCGACGAGGCUUCACAGUCACUCCCAUAUAAAGUUGUAUCUCCAAAAAGGCAGUCAUCACGUUCAGGUAGUAGUAAAUCCUCAUCCUAUAAUUCAGAGUUCUCUGCUAAUACGACCGUUACCGAUACUACAUCCCAACCUUCUGUAACAAUCAACAGAGAAACUUUACAACAGAACAAUAUACUCAAGAAAAAACCAAUUGAAAGUAGAGGAUAUGGCCCUCAAUCCCAAAGGAGCAACUAUUCGUUCCCCAGGAAGAAAACUGCGCCUUCAGAGGGGUUUGAUUUGGAAUUUAAUACUAUUUACGAAAAAAGAGAUGGUAAGCUUGUUGAGGUUAUUCUAUUGGAUGAGGACGAAGGCGCAAGCCUUGAAAAUAGCAAUACCCCAAGAACAAGGGAUAUCCAAGGUCGUAAAGCUAAAAAUGACCAACAGAUAAAAAGACUGAGUCAUUACAACGAAAUCUUAGGAAUGUGUGAUGAGACUGCAGAUGAAGCAAAAAGAAUCAUUUAUCAAUUGGUGAAUGAGACCACUAGAUUUUCAGAGAAAGGUCAUUCGAAAAAGUCACACAAAUCAAGAAUACUUCCACCAUUACCUUUUCCGCUAUAUGAUAAGAACGGAAAUUUUUUGAUCCAAAAUAAGUAUCAAUCACAUAUUGACAACAACAUUUCAUAUAAUCGCAAGUUCAAAUGA